Lemur catta (Ring-tailed lemur) is the source of this 2194-nucleotide messenger RNA. It is a transcript of the gene STBD1, whose product is annotated as starch binding domain 1. The transcript has 2 exons. Bases 55 to 1125 code for a protein of 356 amino acids. Gene Ontology annotation, molecular function: glycogen binding; starch binding. Lineage: Eukaryota; Metazoa; Chordata; Mammalia; Primates; Lemuridae. Gene Ontology annotation, cellular component: membrane. The record is from RefSeq and is a predicted model, not a curated record.
CCGAGUCCGGGCCUCGAGCCCAGUCGUCUCCCGCGGCCGCGGCCUCUCUCAGCCAUGGGCGCCGUCUGGUCCGCCCUGCUGGUUGGAGGGGGUCUGGCAGGAGCGCUUUUCGUUUGGCUGCUGCGGGGCGAGCCCGGGGACACCGGGCAGGACGGGGACGCGGCGCAGAAGGACGCCCCUCCUGGGGAGGCUGCGGCUCCGGUAGGCGAUCAGAGUGGCGGCGGCGGACUGAGCCCGGGACCUUCCAGGCAGGAGCCCGUCACCAAACCAGAGCAUCUUCGAGAAAGCAACGGACGUUUGAUUUCUGAGACCAAAGAUCUUGGUAACCCACAGGAAGAAGCAUGGAAACUGAAGAAUCCUUCUGGAGAAGUCUGUGGCAGGUCAAGAGAGCAUGUUCCUUCUGGACAGUUUCCAGACACGAAACGUCUAGCUACCUCUGAGAAUGGUAACUCCAGGAGAUACUCUGAAUCUUCAAGGAAUGAAAGCCUUCAGUCUCCUACGGAAGAAUGGGGGUUCCGCAAAGGACGAGAGACAUCUGCUAACGCAGCUAAUUGUCUUGCAGACAAGUUGCCUUCUAGCAACUUGCUCAUGGACAGAGAUAAAGAAGUGAGCCUUGCCCAACUGGACAGUCAGGACCUGGCUAACCAUGAGGACUGGGAAAAGGUGUCUAGGCACUCAUCUUGGGGGGAUAUUGGUUCGGGUGGCAGUCUUGAGGCCUCAGUGUUAAGCCUAAGCCAGGAAAUGGACUAUGGGAGAGGCACUGUUGUGGAAGCAAGAGGUCGGGAAGCUCAUGGGAAAACAGAAAGGGUGGCAGCAAUGUCAUCAGAGACUCCGCAAGUUAGUGUCAGGUUCCAGGUCCAUUAUAUUACAAGCACUGACAGGCAGUUCAUGGCAGUAAUUGGAGACCACGAGAGUCUUGGGAGAUGGAACACUUAUAUCCCACUCCAUUACAACAAGAAUGGGUUCUGGUCUCAUUCUGUUUUCCUGCCAGCAGAUACAGUGGUGGAGUGGAAAUUUGUGUUGGUAGAGAACGGGAAAGUUACCCGCUGGGAAGAAUGCAGCAAUAGAUUCCUGGAGACUGGCCAUGAGGAUAAAGUGGUUCACAAGUGGUGGGGGGUUCAUUGAUUUGGUUUGCAAAGUACUGGAGAGGCUGUAGCAGAAUGUGGAGGAGGCAAAGGUUGUGGAGCACACGGAAUCACUUAAAAUAAAGGCAGUGUGGCUCCAAAUUUAGCAAUCAGCGUUGUUUCAAAGCCAGUGGCUUUUGUCUAAUGUGCAGAAAUAUAUAUAUAUAUAUAUAUAUGCAGAUAAUGGUUCCAGUGAGCAUGGACUUUUUCCCUUGUGGCAUUGAUUGGUGGGUUUAUGCUGAUCCAUCACUGCUUUAGGGCUUGAUCCUCUCGGGCAGUGACUAGGCUUCACACUGGGGUCAUGGAGCACAGAAGCUAACCAGCUACACACGGUUCAAGCUUGAGCUUUUAGGUGAUCCUUAGACCAAGGUGGCAAAAUAAGCCUCAUUCAAAAUAGCUGAUUUCCUAUUGGUGCCGUGUAAGAAAUGCUCUUUACGACAUGUAUUAUACACUUUAUGUUUCAGAAUCGUUAACACCAUAUGAAACUGUGAUCAGAAAAUACCUGGUCACUAGAUGUGAUUAGUAAGGAUAUGAGGUAAUGCUCUAAGACUCCCCAGUGGGUUUUUUGUUUGCUUUUACCUGCCAGAUAUGGUUUUGGAGGUAGCAAGUAUGUCUUUUUCUGAAUAUUCUAAGGCUGGUGUAGAAACAAGGGGCCUAAGCAGAGCCAGUCAUCAUGGAAAUUGGUCCUGGGAGCAGCCCACGAGGAAGGGAACAUGAAUGGGGUUAGAGUGUGGACUGGGUGAGGUGGCCUGAACGACAUCUCCUAGAGGACCAGGAGGCACAGGUACAGCUGACAGCAGGAAGGGGACACUCACCCUUUACCCAUGGGAGCCUCUGUAGGGCCACCCCCUCCCACUUGCCCUCCCCGCUCCCAGCAAAUCUGGACUGUUCUGUAGCUGUCGUCUCUGUCACCUCUUCCCUCUGCUUUCAUACCAGUAGCUGUCCUGGGUAACAAAUUUAUACAGGACAGUGAUAUACAAGUAUAUCUUUGCUCUGAGAAGAAAUAAACAUUUAAACUUUAAGUUAUUAUAACUGAACUCAUAUUAAUAAAACCUGUUUUAAUACCUUUA